ACAAACCUCAUUUGCAUAACAAAAAAAAAAAUGGCGUUUGCGAUAUCGAAGCGAGACGCAAUCGCGUUUCUUGUAACGCUACUACUAGUCUCGGUUCCAUUGUCUACCUCCACGCUACAAAAAGAUUUCAUGCAGUGCCUCGUCGACAACUCCGACAUCUCUUUCCCCAUCACGGCGUCGUUUUACUCACCGGACCAAAACGCUACUUUGUUCAAAGAGGAGCUUGAGUCCACGGCACAGAACCUCCGGUACUUGACGCCGUCGAACCCGAAGCCUGUCUUCAUAUUCGAGCCUUUAUACGAGACCCACGUGCAAGCAGCGGUCGUGUGUGCCAAGAAGCUCCAGCUUCACCUCAGGCUACGUAGCGGAGGCCACGACUACGAAGGGCUCUCGUUCGUGGCCGAGGGCGAGACACCUUUUGUGGUCGUCGAUUUGUCGAAGCUUAGACAGGUCGACGUAGAUUUGGACAGUAACAGCGCGUGGGCUCACGCCGGUGCUACCAUCGGAGAGGUUUAUUACAGGAUUCAGGAAAAAAGCCAAACCCAUGGUUUUCCGGCGGGUUUAUGCUCGAGCCUUGGCAUCGGCGGCCACUUAGUCGGCGGAGCUUACGGUUCCAUGAUGCGAAAAUUCGGUCUCGGUGCUGACAAUGUCCUCGACGCAAGAAUCGUCGACGCCAACGGCCAGAUUCUUGAUCGUGCGGCGAUGGGAGAAGACGUUUUCUGGGCGAUCCGCGGCGGUGGUGGUGGUAGUUUUGGCGUGAUCCUCGCUUGGAAGAUCAAGCUCGUCCCUGUUCCAGCCACCGUGACGGUAUUCACAGUAACGAAGACGCUUGAGCAAGACGGGACUAAUGUGUUGUACAAAUGGCAACAAGUCGCUGAUAAGCUUGACGAUGAUCUUUUCAUCCGUGUCAUUAUUUCGCCGGCGAGCAAAACCACCAAACCGGGAAAUCGAACCAUCUCCAUGUCGUACCAAGCUCAGUUUCUCGGCGACUCUAAUCGGCUCAUGCAGGUGAUGCAGAAGAGUUUCCCUGAGCUAGGACUGACGAAUAAGGACUGCACUGAGAUGAGCUGGAUCAAAUCAGUGAUGUACAUUGCGGGAUUCCCAAACAGUGCAGCACCAGAAGCUUUACUAGCCGGAAAGUCAUUGUUCAAGAAUCACUUCAAAGCCAAGUCAGACUUUGUGAAAGAGCCAAUUCCAGUAGAAGGCUUAGAAGGAUUAUGGAAGAGGUUUUUAGUAGAGGAUUCACCUUUGACGAUUUGGAACCCUUACGGAGGAAUGAUGUCGAGGAUCUCCGAGUCAGAGAUACCUUUCCCUCACAGGAACGGGACGUUGUUCAAGAUUCAGUGGUUGAGCACGUGGCAAGAUGGGAAAGUGAGCGAGGCCAAGCAUAUGACGUGGAUCAGGGAAAUGUAUAGUUACAUGGAGCAGUAUGUAUCGAAGAGCCCGAGACAGGCGUAUGUGAAUUACAGGGAUCUUGAUUUGGGGACUAAUGAGGAAGGGAGUGAUGCUAGAGAGUGGGGGGCUAAGUAUUACAAAGGGAACUUUGAGAGGUUGGUGAAGAUCAAGGGUGAGUUUGAUCCUGAUAAUUUCUUCAGGCAUGAACAAAGUGUUCCUACAAAGAUUGGUUGAUGUAUUUUGAACUUCCUUGGUCAAUGGGUUUGAAGUUUUAACUUUUAAUAAAGAACAUAGAUAUCAUAUGGA
This is a messenger RNA of Capsella rubella, 1701 nucleotides long. RefSeq names its product berberine bridge enzyme-like 15. The transcript is spliced from 3 exons. The record is from RefSeq and is a predicted model, not a curated record. Gene Ontology annotation, molecular function: FAD binding; oxidoreductase activity. Bases 31 to 1629 code for a protein of 532 amino acids. Lineage: Eukaryota; Viridiplantae; Streptophyta; Magnoliopsida; Brassicales; Brassicaceae.